Messenger RNA from Platichthys flesus (European flounder), 7827 nucleotides. Its product is annotated as metal transporter CNNM4. The record is from RefSeq and is a predicted model, not a curated record. NCBI's taxonomy places the organism in Eukaryota, Metazoa, Chordata, Actinopteri, Pleuronectiformes, Pleuronectidae. Gene Ontology annotation, molecular function: sodium ion transmembrane transporter activity; magnesium ion transmembrane transporter activity. Gene Ontology annotation, cellular component: plasma membrane. Gene Ontology annotation, biological process: magnesium ion homeostasis; magnesium ion transport. The coding region runs from base 233 to 3127 and encodes 964 amino acids. The transcript has 8 exons.
UGCAGGUGUGGACGCGGCUCCGCACUGCAUCACCAAGAGCAACAGGUCAAAACCAACGGCUUGUGAGCUGCAUGUCUGAGGGAGAGACGUGGAGGGAGAGAGGGGGUGUGUUUGUUUAUUAGCUCUACCUGUCCCUGCCCGGUAGGCGGUGAUAACGCGCGCGUGUCCCUGUGUGUUUCGGUGUGUGCGUACGUGCGUGUGAUGGGGGGCGGAGCCGCUCGGACAUGAGUAAAUGACGUCAGCUCCCAGGUCGCCGAGCAGUGAAACAAACAUGGCGACAGAAUGGAGCGGGCAGCAAGGUUAUGUUCUCACUGUCAUCAUCUGCCUGUGGAGCGCGGUCGGCGGGAGGACGGAGACGGCGGUCGGGGCGGCGGCGGCAGUAGCGGGGUCCGGCAGCAGGGGCAGCGGCCGCGGCGGGAGCCAGGUGCUCGGCAUGCGGCUGGAGAGGAGCGACAAGCCCGCCAGCACCAAUGACGACGGUGUCAUCCAGGUGACGGAGGAGAGCUCCAUGCAGCUCCGGUUUUACGGGGUGCAGCUCCACUCGGACGCCUGGAAGCAGGUCCGCUUCACGGAGAUCCCGGACGGAGGCGGCGGCGGUGUGGACGAAGAGGAGGAUGGGGAGGGGGCGGUCGCGGCGGCGGCGAGGAGCGGCAGCGGCAUGAUGGACGCUCCGGACAGGACUUGUGCUGACUUCACGAAGGACAUCAGCAUCGGGACCUACAUGAACGUCAGCAGUCAGGGCACGUCGGGGCUGAUCUCCUUCCAGAUCAAGCCGCUCCGCAAGAGCGAGCCGAAGAAGGAGUACGCGCUGUGCACGAGGAUGAGCGAGGUUGGGAGCAGCUGGCUGCUGAUGGGGGACAGUGACGGCAGGUUGCUGGUGGUGGAGGAGAAGAAGUCCCUGCUGCCCAUGUGGCUGCAGUGCAUCCUCAUCUCCUGCCUGCUGAUGCUCUCGGGCAUGUUCAGCGGCUUGAACCUUGGGCUGAUGGCGCUUGACCCCAUGGAGCUGCGCAUCGUCCAGAGCUGCGGCACCGAAAAGGAGAAGAAUGACGCACGGAAAAUCGAGCCCAUCCGCCGCAAAGGGAACUAUCUUCUGUGCUCUCUGCUGCUGGGGAACGUCCUGGUCAACACCACCCUAACCAUCCUGCUUGACGGCCUGAUCGGAUCAGGUCUGGGCGCGGUGGUCGCGUCCACCGUUGGGAUCGUCAUCUUCGGGGAGAUCGUUCCCCAGGCGCUGUGCUCCCGCCACGGACUGGCCGUGGGCGCCAACACCAUCCUGCUGACCAAGUUCUUCAUGCUCCUCACCUUCCCGGUGUCCUUCCCCGUCAGCAAGCUGCUGGACGUGCUGCUGGGCCAGGAGAUCGGCACCGUGUACAACCGGGAGAAGCUGGUGGAAAUGCUGAAAGUGACGGAGCCCUACAACGACCUGGUCAAAGAGGAGAUGAACAUGAUCCAGGGCGCUCUGGAGCUCCGGAACAAAACCGUGGAGGACGUGAUGACGCCGAUAGGGAACUGCUAUAUGAUCCAGGCGGACGCGGUGCUGGAUUUCAACACCAUGUCGGAGAUCAUGGAGAGCGGAUACACCCGUAUACCCGUGUACGAUGACGAGAGGUCCAACAUCGUGGACAUCCUGUACGUGAAGGACCUGGCGUUUGUGGACCCGGACGACUGCACCACCCUGAAGACCAUCACCAAGUUCUACAACCACCCCGUGCACUUUGUGUUCCAUGACACCAGGCUGGACGCCAUGCUGGAAGAGUUCAAGAAAGGUAAAUCCCACUUGGCCAUCGUCCAGAAAGUGAACAACGAGGGGGAGGGAGAUCCCUUCUACGAGGUGCUGGGAUUGGUCACCUUGGAGGACGUCAUCGAGGAGAUCAUCAAGUCAGAGAUCCUGGAUGAAUCUGACCUGUACACUGAUAACAGAAACAAGAAAAGGGUGGAUCCCAACAAAUGCAAACGCGACUUUUCCGCUUUCAAGCACGAUGCAGACAGUAAGGUGAAGAUCUCUCCCCAGCUCAUGUUGGCAGCUCAUCGUUUCCUGGCCACAGAGGUGAGCCUGUUCAGCCCGUUCCUGAUCACAGAAAAAGUCUUACUGAGGAUCCUCAGACACCCGGACGUCAUCCAGGAACUCAAGUUCAACGAAAAUGACAAACGCUCGCCGCAGCACUUCCUGUACCAGAGGGGUAAACCUGUCGACUACUUCACACUCAUUCUGCAGGGGCGGGUCGAGGUGGAAGCUGGAACCGAAAACAUGAAGUUUGAAACUGGGCCGUUCUCCUAUUAUGGAGUCAUGGCUCUAAGUACACCAACAUUGGCUGUCACCCCUCCUCUCUCCCCAUCAGUGGCGUCUCCCCCUCCACGACGCCUAUCACUUAAGAGGUUUUCUCUGUUCUCUCGUUUCCCAGAGUUUCGAUCUCCAUCGCACGGGGGCAACCUCAACCGCUCGGCGUCACUGAGCUGCACUGAGCGCGCUCCAGAAAGUGGCUCCAUCGGUGGGAGCAACACCCAGAUCCCAGGCACCCCCUUCCAGUACAUCCCGGACUUCUGCGUGCGUGCUCUCACUGACCUGCAGUUCGUCAAGAUCACUCGUGCUCACUACCAGAAUGGUCUCCUGGCAUCCAGGCUGGACAGCACGCCGCAGUCUCCAGAGCGCAGUCACACUCGUCUGGACACGUCCAUCUCUUUGCUCCCCAUCACACCACCGGGGACACGCACACCACUGCCACUGGCCACACCUCCUGUAAAGCGGCCAUCCACAACCAAGCAGCCGACACCACCGGGCAGCCGCACCGGUCUGCCUCAGACCACCACGUCCUCCUCUUCUAGCCGCAGGCCAAGCCAGGCUCUGCCCCAAGCCUCUCCCCCUCAGAUCAACCACACCUCCCUCUCCCAAACCCACCUGUCCUCCGUUGGUACGGCACCGUUUACCCUCAACCCCCACCCUAAUCUGCCCUCCAAGCCCCAGCAGUCGCCGCCCUCUGCUGGAUCAGAGAACAGGCCGGGAGAGACCACCACUCUGCUCAGCGAGCAGCAGAACUGUGUGGGCCCCCGUAGGCCAAGCCAUACCCAGGCACACCCCCACCCACACGUUCACACCAUCAGUCACGCACAGACUGAAAGCACCAUCUAACUGAGCUCCCCUCGGGGAAACCAAACUACCUGUGCACUCACAUGACACACAUUGGCACUACUACUUGUUCCUGUUUGCUUGUUGUUGCCUGAACUUUUCUGUAGACGUCAGAGGGAAGCUGAGGAUCAUCAUGUGUAUUUUGUAAACAGAGAUCUUCCUUUAUCCCCUCUUGCAUGCCGACCCAUCCCAAUACUGAAAAACACCAAGAACAGAGAACAAAGAGGGUAGAGGAACAGGGAACGCUAGUGAGUUAGAAAUGUGCAAGCUGCGUGUGCGUUGAAAGCAGCACAAACCAUUUCCAUUGUGCUAUAUUGUAGUUUGAGUUGAUUUCUCAAACCCUGAGCUCACAAAACUGGAGCUGCAGUGAUUAAUCAAUUGUUUUAAUCACUGCAAUCUUCAAUUUUGAGAAUCUGAAGUUGUGCGUCUUUUCUCCUUGCAACAGAGGAAGCUAAAUAUUUACAUGAAGGCCAUUUCUAGAUAUUGUUCACAUUAUGCUAAACAUUUUUAAUUUCCAGUUUAGAUCAGUGUUACUCAAUGAUCUUCACUUUAUGUUAUAUGUAAUAAGUCCAGCUCAUUUCUUCCUCUAUGUUUAAAAAAUAACCAAACAAAUAUUUUAUAAUUCCAUUUAUUUAAAUUCCAUUUCUGCUCACAGAGAAGUUUAAUGCACUCUGUGUAUUCCAGCUGAAUCAGUUGCAGGGCAGAAAAACAUUUAUUUGGCUUCAUUAUUUAUGCUCAUUUUGUUUUCUGGUGAGUUAUCCACCAGUGCACCAGGGGGGGCUGCUCCCUCUAGCUUACGUCAACACAAAAUUGCAAAUAUUUGCGGUUUCCAGCCUCUCAAAAGGAUUUUAAUAUCUUUGCGUUGUGAGCUCUGGGGAAAUUAUAAAAGGUAAAACACAUAAUUGAUGAUCCUUGUUUGCAGCCCCACAGUUUGUAGAUCUCAAAGUGUUUUUCUGUAAUUGGUGUGAAGAGACCCUUUGAGUCAUCACCAGUAAGACACUAAGAGAAAACAUACAUUUCCACAUGGUAUGUCAAGAUCAAGGCUGAUACCUCAACCUUGCUAUAUAAUUUACUGUUCAGAGAUGUUUGUCUCUAAAUUUCUUCUAAUUUUUCCAAAGAGUGAAACUUCCACAAAGCUGUGAUGUUGACAGUGAAGGUUUUUUUUUUGUCAGUACGGUGGAUUUUUUUAUAGAUCGCCUGUUUGACUGAGAAUGUUCUGUGGAGUUGAGCCUGCGUUUGCUAGGCAGAGCCGUUACAACCUGGUGAAAGACUAGUGCUGUGAAGGUGGGUGCGUUUCUGGCACACCUCCCAACAAUGGCAAUAUGUUUUUAAAUUGUUUUAUUUAAGAUAUUUAUUUUUGCUGAAUAUUUAUUUAUAUGUAUUUGACAUUCAAUUUGUUAUUUCAUAUUACAGUUUAUAUUUGAUUUAUUUAAUUGCCUUUUCUGGUUCAUGGAAACACUUCAGACUAAACAACAAACAUAGUGCACACAGAAUAUGACAAUAACUGCACAGACUUUUCAGUAUGAUCGUUAUCCACUAAACAUCUCCGCUAAAUAUUCCUCACUGUGAAUAGAGCCUGGUCCGACAGCAACUCCUGCUCAGAGCUUCAAAGGUCACCAUGUGAACGACUCAACAAACUGGACGUCUGCUGCGUUACUGUGCAUUUCGUGUGUGUCACAACUUUUGGCUGUAUAUAUGAUGGAUUUCUGAGCACCCAGAUUGGGUUGAAGAAAAGGGGACACGUGACUUGAAGACCAAAUAACCCGUUAGUUUAAUGCCCACAGUUGUGAGUGGAAAGUAUGUUCACAGCACAGUUGGAUGGCUUCUCAGUUCAAUGCCAUCGGUCAUGCAAGUUUAAUGAGGACAUCUCUACAUUCUCUCUCCACAAGACUUCUUUAUUGUGAUGUCAGAUAACAAACUGUAACCAAGACCCCACAUCACUCAUGUUCUCAGUUUCUCUGGACUGUUUGAAUCCUAAGGAAGGCUGUAGCUGUGAGUCAAACAUUUUGUUUACUAGUUUUUGGUCUGUUCAGUUUUAUUUUCUAAUGGAUUUUCAAUUAUCGAUAAAUAGCUUUUUCAAGAAUAAUAAUUUUUAAAAAACUGUUUUUUGCUUUCUUUGUUGAGAGCUGGAUGAGAAAAUGUGUGUUACUCACACAUCUGUAUGAUGUUCCAUGAGCUUGGCAUAGAGACUAGAAACAGUAGGAAAUGGCCUGUUUCCAUCACAAAGGUCAGGAUAAUUCAUACAGCACAUCGUAGGCUCACUAUUCCACAUGUUGUAACGGUGCUUGAUGUUUAUGCUGUUGCUACAUAGAUGUUAACAUUAACAGAUGUUACAGCCUUAUUUAGCAGAAACUGUGAUUUAAGCAUCAAAUUUCCUUAUUUCACUUGCCCAGAGCAGCCUACUUCUAACAAAUAUUAGCUUUUACUAAAGUUAGCAUGUUAACCAGCAUCAGAGAAGACUAACAAAUAGCACAAUUUAUUGUUUAAAAAAUCCCAAUGUUUUGGUUUUAUGGACAGUUAUGGGGAAUGGUGUGAUGGAACUAUUUCUUCUUCCAAAAAGAUAACCUUUUGAUACUUUACAAGGUAAAAUAGUGGACAUGUCCUGGCUCUAACUUCAUAUGUACUGAAACCCUGAGAGCCAAGAAAGCAAAGUAAACAGGUCUCAUAAUGUGUAAGCAAGCAUUCAAAUUUUCUUUGAGAAAGUUAGAAACGCGUAUAGUCACCAUAACCACCGAUUUCCUUUUCUGAACUCACUGAAUGCUAGUGGAUACAAUGGGUGUAAAAUAGUUGCUAAUGUUUGAAACUUUCCAGACAAAGUCAAAUCGGAGAUGUCGAGAAUAAUACAUAUAGCAGGAUAAAUGGCUUGUUGUCAGAGGGUUCAAUCCCCUAUAAAACGAAUAUCUAAAGCUCAUUCAUAAGAAAACGUAAUCUUUAUAACUUGUGAACAAAACGACAUGUUGUCCACUGGUGGUUAUGGGCCACUGCCCUUUGGCGUAACUGAUUUUGUGAAAAAAACAUACACAACUUGUUGUUUUUACCCGACAAAUUAAACACAAAGAUAUAAAGUGAGUGAGCUUUUGAAAAGCCAUGUGGCCCAUGGACAGAUAUGAGAGUGGCAUCGAUCAUCUCACCUAACUCUCAACAAGAAAGCAGGGAAGCACAUGUGUUUAUUCACCUUGAGCAGAGUCCAAGGUUAAGGGUUGAGUCUUGAGAACACUCACAGCACAAGAACAGCAAACAUUCCACAGCGUGUCUGAUUCACACCAGUGAUGUUAACCAUGUCUCUACUGGGGAACAGGUUUAGUCUGCAAACCCACUGUGUUGACAGCAUUUUUCACAAUUUCCACAAUGUGUCUGUGUGUGUUUGCAUCAUUACAUUCCAAACAAGGGAUUAUUUAACAUACAUGGGACAUAACACAUUGUGAAUACUUUUUAAUUUGUGUGUAAAUGAUAUUGCACCUAUUCAACCUGUGUUUGGUUGUGUUCCGGUGGACUGAUGGUGCCGACAUGAAGAGAUUAACGCGAGGACGUCUGAAGCCGCUCGCUCGUCACUCUCUUGUACGGGUGAAGGGCUGAGCUGAGAUGUUUAAGCUGCGAGCAUGUAAUCUACCUAUAUUUUUCCUAUGAAUGCAGUGACACUGAAACAACUAUUUAAGCGACUGUAAAGAAACUAUUUUGUUGAUGAUAUAGUGGGGGAUAUUUGAAAAGAUGCAAAUGGACAAACCUGAUGUAUAAGCUAGCACUGAUUUGAAACACUUUAAACCUGUUGGUUAUGUAGUAUAAGUCUGAAAAAAAAAGAAGACUAAAUUCCAAAGCAUUUCUUUUUUUUCGUUCUGCGGGAUGGUUUGUGGAGUGAGGUGGUCAAGGCCGGAUUACCAACUGGGUAAAAUCAGGCUGUUAUAUUUCUAAUUAUAUAUUAGAGUACAGAUUGUGUAUAUGUACCAUUGAACCCCCAUAUAACAAAGGGCACAAAGGUUAUUUUGUUAGUGUAAGAUUUUAUCUCAAAAAGGAUCUCACUGUGCCGACGUUACAUAUUGUUAAACUGAUUAGAGCUUUAUGGAGCAAACCUGGAACUAGGCUGUGUCCCAGCAUACCACAGAAUUCCACAUACAGUACAUAGGAAUGGGGGGAAAUGAUGGAGGCCCAGCAGCUCAUUUUUACCACUGGGGCCCCCCCUCCCCAGGUAAAUCCGGCCAUGGAGAAGAUUGUGUACACCAUAGAUCUUAUUGCAAAUACACAGUCGAAAUAGCCUUACCGUGUAUUUCUGGAAAAUAUAGACCUGCCUGCUGGUUCAUAUAGGUCAUGUGUAGCAAUUGGUACUGUGUUGGUUUCCAGUGAAGCCACUGGUUGGCUGUGGGAAAUGUGAAAUCAGUUGUUAGUAAUUUAUUGUUAGCGUUUUAUUUAUUCUUUUUUUUUCUUUUUUGUUAGAGAUGCACACCGGAGGGUGUGGAUCUGUGAAACGGGCUUCCAGCUGUUCCUCACAGCUUUUAUUGGGUCACUUUACCCUGAAACACUGUGUUAAGUUCUCUGAAUGCUCUUUGUGUUAUAUUUCUGUAAAUACUCUGUACAUGGGCAUUUGUAUGAUGCUGAGAGAGAUGUUGAAAAUAGCUCUAUUUAUAAUAAGAGGUGAUGUUAUUUUAAGUUUUAUUCCUGUUGUUUUACUAGGAAGGCAUUACAUAGCAAUAAACGUUGCACAGAGUUGA